Calypte anna (Anna's hummingbird) is the source of this 2070-nucleotide messenger RNA. It is a transcript of the gene DGAT2, whose product is annotated as diacylglycerol O-acyltransferase 2. Bases 100 to 1176 code for a protein of 358 amino acids. Gene Ontology annotation, cellular component: endoplasmic reticulum membrane. The transcript has 8 exons. Lineage: Eukaryota; Metazoa; Chordata; Aves; Apodiformes; Trochilidae. Gene Ontology annotation, molecular function: diacylglycerol O-acyltransferase activity. Gene Ontology annotation, biological process: triglyceride biosynthetic process. The record is from RefSeq and is a predicted model, not a curated record.
GGCGGUAAUUCUCCCACUCGCCGGCUGGACCGGGUCUCAGGGGUCGGGUGUUAUUUCUCCAUCUCAUGGCCCUGACCGAGACCUGAGCACAUCUCCGCAAUGAAAACCAUCAUCGCUGCUUAUUCGGGGGUGCUGCGAGGCACAGGGUCGAACAUUCUUUCUUCUCUGCAGGAUUUGUUCUGGUUGUCUAAAUCCAAGCUAGAGAAACAACUCCAAAUCAUCUCUGUGCUGCAAUGGGUUCUCACUUUCCUAGUCAUGGGUGUUGCUUGCACUUUAAUCCUCAUGUACAUACUGUGCACAGAUUGUUGGGCCAUUGCUGCUCUUUAUUUAGCCUGGCUGGUAUUUGACUGGAAUACACCAAAGAAAGGUGGAAGAAGAUCCCAAUGGGUGAGGAACUGGGCUAUAUGGAGAUACUUCAGGGAUUAUUUUCCAAUAAGACUGGUUAAAACCCACAAUCUGCUGACCACAAGGAAUUACAUUUUUGGGUACCACCCUCAUGGCAUCAUGGGCUUGGGUGCCUUUUGCAACUUCAGCACAGAGGCCACAGGUGUUGGCCAGAAAUUUCCUGGGAUCCGACCCUACCUUGCUACCCUGGCUGGGAACUUCAGGAUGCCCAUUUUGAGGGACUACUUAAUGUCUGGUGGUAUAUGUCCUGUGAACCGUGACAGCAUAGACUACAUCUUGUCCAAGAAUGGCACUGGCAAUGCCAUCAUCAUCGUGGUUGGAGGGGCAGCAGAGUCCUUGAACUGCACCCCGGGCAAGAACUCGGUGACGCUGAAAAAUCGGAAAGGAUUUGUGAAGCUGGCUCUGAGACAUGGGGCGGACUUGGUUCCUGUCUACUCAUUUGGGGAGAACGAAGUGUACAAGCAAGUGAUCUUUGAGGAGGGCUCCUGGGGAAGAUGGGUUCAGAAGAAAUUUCAGAAGCACAUUGGAUUUGCUCCCUGCAUCUUUCAUGGCCGUGGCCUCUUCUCCUCCAACACCUGGGGAUUGUUACCUUACUCCAAGCCCAUCACUACUGUUGUUGGGGAACCCAUCACCAUCCCCAAAGUUGAUAAUCCAUCCCAGGAAGAAGUGGAUUUCUACCACAGCAUCUAUGUGGACUCCCUGAUCAAACUCUUUGACAAGUACAAGAUCAAAUUUGGCCUGCCAGAGACUGAGGUCUUGGAAGUCAACUGAAAGGACUGGCUCAGCAGCAUCACCUUCUCUCAAAAAUCAACACAUCUUCUCCAGGAGUCCAAUCUAUCAUCGUGUACUUGAAAGCAUGUGUGGGUGUAUGUGUCUUUCAAAGAAAGUGUUUAAAGUAUUGCUAGACCACUUUUAAAAAAAAAUAAUAUAAACUAUUAAAAGAAGGCUUUAUUUUGGAUAAAUCCCAUUACCAAUGUCUUUCUAUCCAAAAACAAACAAAAAAAAAAAAAGCACAACUCCCCAUUGCUGUGAGCAUUUGGAUGGGGGGAAUGAUUGCCUUUGUAAUCUGCUGGAUAAUGAUGCUGUGGGAUUGCCAGCAAUGGAUUAGAAGCAUUUCUGCAGCUCCUGCACCCACCAGCACAAGCUGUUUGGGGAGAGUAGGAUCCAUCUGGGUUUCAAUCCAAAAAAACCAAAGCAGGUUAGGUUGGUUUGACUGGGGUGGCAAUAUUACAGGGAUGUUGCACAAGAGCACAUGGGCAUUUCUGCUUUGGAAAAGCCCCUUCCAAAGGCACAAGCAGGCUGCCAAACCCCCCCCUGGUGUGGCACCUACUGUGGAUGGUGCAGAAAACCAAAGGUUGUGAGGCUGCUGGAGCUGCAUCCUUGAGAUGUGGUGGAUAUUUUGGUGGCUGUCAUUUCACCACCUGUCCUUGGAAUGUCAGUUUGGAAGCAGGACUGUUCCAGGUGUUGUUUGCUUGCACACAGAGGCAAGGAGCUGGGAAUCUGGGACUUUUUCAGAGCCACAAAGCUCCCAAGGAUAAGUUCUAGGAGCAGUGGGAUGGUGCAAUCACUUGGCCCCCUUGCAGGCCCUUUAGGGGUAAAUGCAGGGGGAGUGUUUGUGGAAGUGUUUGGGGAAACAAAAAAAAAAAAAAAAAGGAUUUGGGGAAG